CAGGGAUGUCAAACUUGUUUCAUUAAGGGCCACAUCGCAGUUAUGGCUGCCAUCAGAGGGCCAUUUGUAACAGCGAAUAAUGUAUGAAUUUGCAUCUGGACUUCAUUAAUAAAUAUAUGGCAACAGCUACUUCUAAGGGAAGAGGGUCAUAAACAGUUAACAGAAAAGGUCGUAAAACAGUUUAAAGAAGCGGUGCCUGCAGUGGAGUCUGGUCCUGCUUUCUCUUCGCUUUUGUAGUUCUUGGGUGAGGAACAAUAUCUUUCUGUUGAUUAAACAUAAUGAGAGGAACAAACACCUUUCUGUUGAAUUCCAUCCUAAACUGUGGAGUUUUACAAGCUUUCUUCUUGGUAGGUUCAAAGACAGCUUUUCGUCUUCUCACUGGGAACUCAUUUCAACACAAAGUUUUUGUGUUAACUUAGAUAAAAUUCAUCUAACAGGACCAAUACGCACAGUUCUGCAUAAUCAAAUAAUUUGAUUGGACUUCAAGAUGUAGAGACCAUUUUCUCGUUAGGAUGAAUUGAAUCCUUAUUAAACCAAACUUGUUGAGUCCUUCUGUUGCACACAAGCAAUUUGCAUCUCCUAAAAAUAGACCCAACUAAAGCCUCUUAAGUUCAAACCGCAUAAGUUGCCAACAAAUCCCUGAAGACAGUGGUGCCUUUAAUGCGCCAAGAGUCGAGGGAUGCUCGGAGGUGCUCGCCGGGGACUCUGGUGCCUGGACGAUGGGGACGAAAGGAGUAGAGGUCUAUCGGGGAAGGUGGGGCCUCUGCCAUGAGUAAGUUGCGGGUGGAGGACUUGGUGGCCAACACGGCCUACCUGAGAGCUCAGCAGAUUGACCCGAGUGCGUUGAGGAAGGAGAGACUCUCCCUGAGUCUUCCUCAGCCAAAGAGCCUCUCAGCUCUGCGUGAGGCCGUAGGGACGCGGUACGAUUCGCUGUGCGAGCAGCAGCCCAUCGGCAGGAAGUUGUUUCGGCAGUUUCUCCUCACCUCUAACCCCGAGUACUCCGCCGCCUUCGAGUUCCUGGAGGAGAUGAGGGGUUUGAGCUUCGCUGAAGACGAAGUGAGAGCAACAAUUAUGCAGAACCUCCUCGAGCAGUCCAGGAGUUUUCUCACGUUCCUCACGGGAGAGCUCGCGGAAACAUGCAAGUGCUUACCGGUCAAGUACUUGGACGAAGCCUCGGUGAGCAAGAUGGAAGAAGCCACCAGAGACUUCCUGAGGGGGAAACCUUUCUGUGAGUAUCUGAGGAGUCCGUUCUUUUACAGGUUUCUGCAGUGGAAGGAGUUUGAGAGACGGAAGAUCAGCGACAAAGACUUCUAUCAGUUUCGGACGUUAGGGAAAGGUGGUUUUGGUGAGGUGUGCGCGGUGCAGGUGAAAAUAUCCGGGCAGAUGUACGCCUGCAAGAAGCUGGAAAAACGAUGUUUGAAGAAGAAAUGUGGCGAGAGGUUGGCGCUGUUGGAGAAGAAGAUCCUGGAGAAGGCCAAUAGUCUUUUCAUCGUGAACUUGGCCUACGCCUACGACAACAACACCCACCUGUGCCUGGUCAUGGACCUGAUGAACGGAGGUGACCUCCACUUCCACAUCUACAAGCUGGGAGAGCGAGGUAUCCGCAUGGACCGUGUGGUGUACUACGCCGCUCAGAUGACCAUGGGCGUCCUCCACCUGCACUCCAUGGACAUCGUGUAUCGCGACUUGAAGCCAAAGAACGUGCUGCUGGACGCUCGCGGUCAGUGUCGACUGUCUGACCUCGGAUUGGCUGUCGAGCUGCCAAAAGGGAAAACCAUUUGCCAGAAGGCUGGGACAACUGGUUACAUGGCUCCUGAGAUUCUGAGGCAGCAGUACUACAGCACGUCCGUGGACUGGUGGGCUCUGGGCUGCUGCAUCUACGAGAUGGUGGCCGCUCGCCUGCCUUUUCGAGACUUCCGUGAAAAGGUGCAGGAGAGCGAGUUGACUCGCCGCACGCUGGAAGACGAGUGCAAGUUUGAACACAAGGGAUUCGAACGCUCAACCACUGACCUCAUCCGGGGCUUCCUGAAGAAGAAGGUGCAACAUCGCCUCGGGUGCCACGGCGAUGACCCCCGAGAGCACGCCUUUUUCAACAGCAUCAACUUCCGGCGCCUGGAGGCGGGGCUGCUGGAGCCCCCCUGGGUGCCAAGACCCGACGUGGUGUACGCCGAAGACCACGACGACCUCCAGGACGCGUCGGAAGCCCCGGACAUUGAACUCGACGCCAAGGAUGAGAAAUUCUACCGAGAGUUCAGCACAGGCGCGGCGUCCCUCGCCUGGCAGAAGGAGAUGAUUGACAGUGGCCUGUUCGACCAACUCAACAGUCCAGAGGUGAAAGGUCACGUGGCGGCAUGGAGAUCUAAAAUGUGCGUCAUUUUGUAAACUAAAUUUGCCUUAAACACGGUAAGUGCCACAAUUUAUAUAUAUAUAUAUAUAUAUAUAUAUAUAUAUAUAUAUAUACACAACUGCAAUUCUCAGCACAUUUAUAGUUUCCAUGACGUCAUUCUCUUUACUUGGUGCUAACUUAUAAACAAGCCACUCAUGACUUUUAAUUCCAAUACUGUCAUGCAAGUCAACUUUUCACCGCCAGAGGCCGCCAAACACAAAGAAUUGCACACCUUGGGUAGUUUCUUGCCAUACUGAAAAUGACAAGCAUUUCAUUUUAAAGCCAAAUAAUUCCACAUCUUUGUGUUAACGAAGUGCACUCAACUCCACAAUCUCUGCCAACUCCCAACACAACAUGGAGUUCAGUACUGUAUUUCUUGCUUGAAAUCCUACUUUGUUUCCUUACUGUCUUAUUGUUUUGGACUGAAUAUUAAUGUUUGACCAA
Nerophis ophidion (straightnose pipefish) is the source of this 2830-nucleotide messenger RNA. RefSeq names its product G protein-coupled receptor kinase 7b (gene grk7b). The transcript is spliced from 4 exons. Bases 769 to 2382 code for a protein of 537 amino acids. Gene Ontology annotation, biological process: protein phosphorylation; regulation of signal transduction; signal transduction. NCBI's taxonomy places the organism in Eukaryota, Metazoa, Chordata, Actinopteri, Syngnathiformes, Syngnathidae. Gene Ontology annotation, molecular function: ATP binding; rhodopsin kinase activity. The record is from RefSeq and is a predicted model, not a curated record. Gene Ontology annotation, cellular component: cytoplasm.